CUUUGCGUGUCUUUAUUUUGGCAGCUCUUGUCCACGUCCCCAUGUGAGUUCAGGUUACAUACAUAACCCAACGUCUCCCUUGGGUCGUGUUGUGUUUUCUUCGUGAUCCCUGCACACACUGCUGCUGCAUCUUGUCUACUCAGCUGGAUUGGAGCAAGGUUAUGGUUCUUGGCUAUAACAGCUGUAUUAAAAAAAACAUCUGAAACAUGAAAUAUUAAAAGAAUAGUGAAAUCUAAUGAGACUAUGGUAGCCUUUGCAUACCAAAAAGGAUGUAAACAUCUUUAAAGAUGAUUGCUGUAACCUUUUUUGUUCAAUUCAAUGUUUGAGAAGUCAUCGUUGGACAGUAGCAUCUUGAAAUGUGCAGUUAGUUACAGUAAACCCUGAAGGAUGGAAGUCAAACAUUUGCAACGCUUACCUAGUGAUUUGAAUGUGAAAUUAGUGAGAGUAAAACUUGUGUGGUGGGGGUUGUUUGUCUGAACUAAAGCUCAGCAGAACAGUGUUGGGUUGGGCUUUCAAACAUACAGACAAUAAAAUCUCCCUUUUCCUUCAGCCAGUCUUGACAUCAUUGUCCAACCAGUGGCUAUUAAAGUGUUCAUCUGUGUCUGUGUGGGGACUCCAUGGAUACAAGAAACAGCAGCAGCAGCAGCGGCAGGUCCGUGUUCUGGUGUUUUAAAGACCGCAGCUUUGAAAAGGAGAAGAUGCAAUGUGUGUGUGUGUGUGUGUGUGGUCCAUGCCACUGAAAGCCUAAAAGCCUCAGUCACCACACAGCUUCAGCAGCUCCUGUUGUGUCCAGUCCCAGCUCUUUGGAAUAAACAGUUUUUUGGACCAGAAAAUGUUUGUCACGAUUCUGUUCGGAGACGGCAGGAUGGAAAUGUACAAUCUCAACUGUCGGCUGAUUAACUUCAUCCACCACUUAAAGGAGAGGUGCAGUCUGGACUUUAAAGAGUGUGUGGAGCUGAUGGACAGCAGUGGAGCAGUAAUGAACUUAGAGGAGAAGCAGCACAGUGACACUCGGGCCAGCAGCGUGCUCACACAGAGACAACACUACGUGCUGCUGCGGGUCUGCCGAGACGAUGACACUGGGAUUCGGAAAUAUGUGUCUCUCUUAAACAACUGCAGUCAGAGUCCCCUGGAGUUAACAGAUCUGCUGAAGAAACUGUCAAACCUCAACAAGGAGGGGGACAAACGGGUCCGAGGAGGACGGACACACGGGAGAAAACCUGGCAACCGAACCAGGAGCAAGACCAUCUCUGCAAAUAACAAGAAGAAAUCAAAUGAAUAAUUUAAGCUGUGUAUCAGUCACUACACACUCAAGACACAAAGGUGCACUUAACACAC
This is a messenger RNA of Solea senegalensis (Senegalese sole), 1338 nucleotides long. RefSeq lists its product as uncharacterized. Bases 833 to 1282 code for a protein of 149 amino acids. The record is from RefSeq and is a predicted model, not a curated record. Lineage: Eukaryota; Metazoa; Chordata; Actinopteri; Pleuronectiformes; Soleidae. The transcript is spliced from 5 exons.